Molecule: messenger RNA, 1014 nt
Organism: Malania oleifera
Lineage: Eukaryota; Viridiplantae; Streptophyta; Magnoliopsida; Santalales; Ximeniaceae
Product: protein E6-like
Exons: 1
Coding region: 1-1014 (337 amino acids)
Source: RefSeq, a predicted model, not a curated record
AUGGCUUCCUCUGCAAAAUUCUUCUCCUUCAUCCUUCUCCUGACAAUCUCCUCUGCGGAGAUCCAUGGCAGAGAGAGCGAGUUUUUCAGCAGGUUCGGACGAAAUUACCAGCAGCAGCAGUCCGAACUCCCCACCACCCAAGUCCCUGCUCUGACCAAACAAGACCAACAGCCUGAUUUCCUCCCGCAAGCCACACAGAACGCCUACGGCUACGGCCUCUUCUCCAAUGAACCUGCCCAGCUCGCCCCCAACGGCGGCGCCCCACCCACCUACCCCUCUUCCGAAAACUCCCAGAAGUCCAAAUCCGGCGAACCCCUUUACAGGUACAGAGACGCCAGUACCACCCCUGCCGCUAACGGCGGUGCCACCACUUACGCCUCUUCCGAAAACUCUCAGCAGCUCAAAUCCGGCGAACCGCUUUACAGGUACAGAGACACCACCACCCCUGCCGCUAACGGCGGUGCCUCCACCUACGCCUCUUCCGAAAACUCCCAGCAAUCGAAACCCGGCGAACCACUUCCCCGGUACAGAGCCGCCGCCGCCGCCGCCGCUCCCGGCGCAGAGAACUCUUACAACGGCGUCAACGGGUACGAGACCCAGAAGAAGGGCGUCGGCGAGACGAGACUUACCGGCCGCCAAACCAACUACUGGAACAACGCCGGCGACGGCUACAGCCAGCUGGCGACCGGAGGGUUCAACGGCCGCAUGAACACCCAGCAGCAGCAGCAGAAGCAGCAGAGGCAGGGCAUGAGCGACACCAGAUAUAUUGCAAACGGGAGAUUCUAUUACGACGUGAAUGCCGAUCGAAGCUCCGAUAACGGAAACCGGAAAUUUAGGACCAACAAUGCGUACGGGAACUCGAACGCGAUCGGUUUCAGUAAUGGAAAUGGAUACAAUUCCGACAAGCAGAGUUCUUCCAAGUCUAAUGGCAGUGAUUUUUAUACCCCUAACGGCAGAGAGAGUUACCAGAGCCAGACGCAGAUUCAAGAGAAAGACGAGGAGUUUGUGCCAUGA